Molecule: messenger RNA, 663 nt
Organism: Aspergillus versicolor CBS 583.65
Lineage: Eukaryota; Fungi; Ascomycota; Eurotiomycetes; Eurotiales; Aspergillaceae
Product: 60S ribosomal protein eL32
Exons: 5
Coding region: 56-451 (131 amino acids)
Biological process (GO): translation
Cellular component (GO): cytosolic large ribosomal subunit; ribosome
Molecular function (GO): structural constituent of ribosome
Source: RefSeq, a predicted model, not a curated record
UCGAGACCGAUUUCGACCGUUCGACAACUCCAGCGCCAACGGGACAAACGACAAGAUGGCCCUCGCUAAGAAGCACGUCCCUAUCGUCAAGAAGCGCACCAAGCGUUUCUUCCGCCACCAGUCCGACCGCUUCAAGUGUGUGCCGGAGUCAUGGCGCAAGCCUAAGGGUAUCGACAACCGCGUCCGCAGACGCUUCAAGUCGAACAUCCCUAUGCCCUCCAUCGGUUACGGCAGCAACAAGAAGACCCGCCACAUGAUGCCCUCCGGCCACAAGGCUUUCCUCGUUCACAACGCCAAGGACGUUGAGCUCCUCCUCAUGCACAACCGAACUUACGCUGCUGAGAUCGCCUCCGCUGUCUCUUCCCGCAAGCGCGUCGACAUCAUCGCCAAGGCCAAGGCCCUCGGUGUCAAGGUCACCAACCCCCGUGGCCGUGUCACUACUGAGGCUUAGAUGGAUUGAUUGAAACGACUAAAAAAAGCGAAAAUGAUUCUGGGAAUGAAUUGAUAAAGCGCAGGAACUGGUCACGGACGGAACGGCCAAGACGGACUGGACUGGACCGGACGUCUUAGCAGGACAAUUGAUGGAUAAUCACACAAGACGUGGGCUCGGGACAGGAACGAUUGAUUUUUUUUAUACAUAACCUAACCCACCUACUCAUCCAU